Messenger RNA from Mercurialis annua (annual mercury), 3407 nucleotides. RefSeq lists its product as uncharacterized. Gene Ontology annotation, biological process: cytosolic ribosome assembly. Gene Ontology annotation, cellular component: ribonucleoprotein complex; cytosol. NCBI's taxonomy places the organism in Eukaryota, Viridiplantae, Streptophyta, Magnoliopsida, Malpighiales, Euphorbiaceae. The coding region runs from base 238 to 3315 and encodes 1025 amino acids. Gene Ontology annotation, molecular function: GTPase activity; ribosome binding; GTP binding. The record is from RefSeq and is a predicted model, not a curated record. The transcript has a single exon.
CUCUGGAAUAACAAAACCCUAUACCCAUCUCCGUCGCCACCGCUUCAAUAACAAAACCCUAAUUACAAUUUUCUUUCAUUGCUGAAAAUUGUUCCUCAAUUAGUUUGCUUAACCUAAUUUUUUUGUUCGUUUACAAAUCCUUCUUGAAGAAUUUGUGUAAUUCCUUCUUGUAUAAACAACCUAGCUAGAUAUAUACAUUUGGAUAUAUAAUUUGAUCAGACAAUCACAAAUUAAACCAUGGCCGAUUUUGAAGAUUCCCGGAAAGUUCGAAAUAUAUGCAUAUUAGCACACGUUGAUCACGGCAAAACUACACUCGCCGACCAUUUAAUUGCCGCAACCGGCGGCGGUUUACUCCACCCCAAAUUAGCUGGUAAGCUCAGGUUUAUGGAUUAUCUCGACGAGGAACAGAGGCGUGCAAUAACUAUGAAGAGCUCUUCAAUUGCUCUUCAUUACAAAGAUUAUGCAGUUAACUUAAUAGAUUCCCCUGGUCAUAUGGAUUUUUGUAGCGAGGUUUCGACCGCGGCGAGAUUGAGUGAUGGGGCUUUAGUUUUAGUUGAUGCUGUUGAGGGUGUUCAUAUUCAGACGCAUGCUGUUCUGCGGCAAGCGUGGAUCGAAAAGCUUACGCCGUGUUUAGUGCUUAAUAAGAUUGAUAGGUUGAUUUGUGAGCUUAAGUUGAGUCCUAUGGAGGCGUAUACUCGGUUGUUGAGGAUUGUUCAUGAGGUUAAUGGGAUUAUGAGUGCUUAUAAGUCGGAGAAAUAUUUGUCGGAUGUUGAUUCGAUACUUGCUGGGGGAGUUUCGGGUGAGUUGGGUUGUGAGGAGUUGGUUGAGGAGGAUGAGGAGGAUACGUUUCAGCCGCAGAAGGGGAAUGUGGCGUUUGUUUGUGCGUUGGAUGGUUGGGGUUUUAGUAGUAGUGAGUUUGCGGAGUUUUAUGCGUCGAAGCUUGGAGCUAGUUCUGCAGCAUUGCAGAAGGCUUUAUGGGGUCCUAGGUAUUACAACCCGAAAAGUAAGAUGAUUGUUGGGAAAAAGGGAUUGGAAGGAGGAAGUAAGGCUCGCCCUAUGUUUGUGCAGUUUGUGCUUGAGCCGUUGUGGCAGGUUUACCAGUCGGUUUUAGAGCCUGAUGGAAAUCGAGGGUUACUGGAGAAAGUUAUCAAGUCGUUUAACCUUAAUGUUCCACCUCGCGAGCUUCAAAAUAAGGAUCCAAAGAUCGUGCUUCAAGCUGUCAUGAGCCGUUGGCUUCCUUUGUCUGACUCAGUUUUAUCUAUGGUUGUGAGGUGUAUGCCGGAUCCUAUUGCUGCUCAGUCUUUUCGAAUUUCACGUUUGCUUCCCAAGAGAGAGGUGUUAAAUGAGUUGGCUGACCCAAGUGUUGUUGCUGAGGCAAAUCUUGUGAGGAAUGCAGUUGAGAAUUGUGAUUCUAGCCCUGAAGUAGCUUCUGUUGCAUUUGUAUCUAAGAUGUUUGCUGUUCCAACAAAGAUGCUUCCCCAAAGGGGUCCAAAUGGGGAGAUUUUGAAUAAUUAUAGUGAUGAAAAUGGAAGUGGUGAAUCAGAUGAAUGCUUCCUUGCGUUUGCGAGGAUUUUUAGUGGGGUUUUUUAUUCAGGACAAAAGGUUUUCGUUCUUUCAGCAUUAUAUGACCCUUUAAAAGGAGAGUCGAUGCAAAAGCAUGUGCAGGAGGCUGAGUUACAAUCUUUAUAUCUCAUGAUGGGUCAAGGUUUGAGACCAGUAACUUGUGCCAAGGCAGGGAAUGUUGUGGCAAUUCGAGGCCUUGGCCAACAUAUCUUGAAAAGUGCUACUCUUUCGUCCACAAGAAAUUCUUGGCCUUUCUCCGGCAUGACGUUCCAAGUUGCUCCAACUCUAAGAGUUGCAAUUGAGCCAUCUGAUCCAGCAGAUAUGACUGCUCUGAUGAAAGGUCUGAGACUUCUGAACAGGGCAGAUCCAUUUGUGGAGGUCACGGUUUCUUCUAGAGGGGAGCAUGUGCUUGCUGCUGCCGGUGAAGUUCAUUUAGAACGAUGCGUCAAGGAUUUAAAGGAAAGAUUUGCUAAGGUGAGCCUGGAAGUUUCUCCACCUCUUGUGUCUUAUAAGGAGACCAUUGAAGGUAAUACAUCCAGCGGUUUUGAUAAUCUGAAAACAUUGAGUGGAAUCUCUGAUUCUGUUGAGAAGACGACACCAAAUGGAAGAUGCAUUGUUCGCGUGCAAGUCAUGAAACUUCCUCCUGCAUUAACCAAGGUACUUGAUGAAAGUGCCAAUAUACUUGGGGAUAUUAUUAAUGGAAAGCUUGCGCAGUCGAACAAAGGUGUGGAAGUACAAGGAUCAAGCAUUGUGGAGGAAGAGAAUCCAGUUGAAGCACUCAAAAAGCGCAUAAUGGAUGCCGUGGAGAGUGAAGUUUCUUCAUGGAAUGAAAAUGAUAUGGACGGGUCUGAGAAAUACAGACUCAAGUGGAAAAAAUUUCUUAAAAGGAUUUGGGCACUUGGUCCGAGACAGGUUGGCCCUAAUAUCCUCUUUACUCCAGAAUUAAAGAGCAGUGAUUCCUCUGUCCUUAUCAGUGGUUCUCCUCAUGUAUCUGAAAGAUUGGGGUUAGUGGACGAUUCUAAUGAUUGUGAUACACUGGCCAAUGUGUCAUCUGAAGUAAUUCAACCAUUACACAUGGAAGCAGAUAGUCUGCAGAAUAGUUUAGUCUCUGGAUUUCAACUUGCAACAGCAGCUGGACCAUUAUGUGAUGAACCUAUGUGGGGAUUGGCUUUUGUCGUCGAGGCUUAUGUGUCCCCCUUGACUGAGCAGGCUGAUGAAUCCAAAUCUAACCAGCAGUCUGAGCAGUAUGGCAUGUUCACAGGACAAGUUAUGGCAACAGUCAGGGAUGCAUGUAGAGCAGCUGUACUGCAGAACCAACCCCGACUAGUUGAAGCAAUGUAUUUUUGUGAGUUAAACACAACAACCGAACAUUUGGGAUCUAUGUAUGCAGUGCUUAAUCGUAGACGAGCUCGUAUCUUGAAGGAGGAAAUGCAGGAAGGAUCUGCACUUUUCACCGUUCAUGCAUAUGUCCCGGUGUCUGAGAGUUUUGGUUUUGCUGAUGAGCUCAGAAAAGGGACUUCAGGUGCUGCGAGUGCUCUUCUUGUUCUUAGCCAUUUGGAAGCACUUCCUGAGGACCCUUUCUUUGUACCAAAAACGGAAGAGGAGAUUGAAGAGUUUGGAGAUGGUUCCAGUGUUCUCCACAAUACGGCACGAAAGCUCAUUGAUGCUGUAAGGCGGCGUAAGGGCCUGCCAGUUGAGGAAAAAGUAGUCCAACAUGCUACUAAACAGAGAACGCGGGCUCGUAAAGUGUAGAAUUUGUUAUUUCAUUCUAUUGGAUAGUAAAGUGUAGAAUUGUAUACUUCAACACACAUCCAUUAUAUACAUGAAUCAAAGUUAUAGUCUCA